This is a messenger RNA of Theobroma cacao (cacao), 1653 nucleotides long. Lineage: Eukaryota; Viridiplantae; Streptophyta; Magnoliopsida; Malvales; Malvaceae. The record is from RefSeq and is a predicted model, not a curated record.
AUGUCAGAUUAUGACAUAAAACUCACACGGUUGUCUCGAUAUGCGCCUUAUUUAGUUUCUACAGAGGAUAUGAAGAUUGAGAGGUUUAUGGAUGGUAGUGGAUUGCACCAGCGGAUUGAGAUGAGGACUAGUGAGAGUAGGGUUGCAAGGGAUAGAGCAAAAAAGGCCAAGAUAAAGGGUUAUCAAGGUCGUAAGAUUUUAGCGGUGGAGGGAUUGCUCGAUGGCUCAUCAAUCCCAAGUUCUGCUCGCAACUCUACCCAGCCAACCUCAUCUGAUUGGGAGGCUAGUAGAUUAAGAGGUAAGGAUCGUGUUAGGAGAGAAGAACAAUUGGUGGUGUCUACUCCUUUAAAGGAGGUGAUACAAAAAUCUCCGAGUUCUGCCUCUCUAGGGCUUGACGAAGAGGCCUAUCUUUUGAAAGUGCCUCAUCAACUACGGCAGGUAAAUGAAAGUGCCUAUGAACCACAACUAAGUUCAAUUGGUCCUUAUCACCACGGUAAGCAGCACUUGAUUGAGAUGGAAGUGUACAAAAAUCGUUGUUUACAAAAGAUUCUUAAGAGAGAAAGCAAGCAUAGAUGUUACGAGGCAGUCGACUUUAAACGAGCUCGCAAAUGGUAUUCCCCAUCCUUCUUGAAUGAUAUUGAAGCUAAAUUUCAAGAAAUAAUGCUAGUUGAUGGUUGCUUUAUUGUUGAGCUAUUAAGGCAGAUGGUAACAGGUGAAUAUGAUGAUCCUAUUUUCAAAAAAGAGUGGGUCCAAAAUGCCUUACUUGGCGACUUGUUGCUAUUCGAAAAUCAACUUCCUUUCUUUGUGUUAGUGGGCUUGUAUCACGUGAUCAAGGAUCCAACAGAUGGAAAAGAUUUCGCUUGCCAGGCUUUUUCUGUUCUUUCUGAUUUCUUGCCAGGGCCAGGGACGUGGAAAGAAAACCCUCCUACCAUCAAAGAUACCGACGAUAUCAAGGACCUACUAAGCUUACUACAUGAUAAUUGGUGUCCUUCUCCUCAAGGAAUAAGGCGCCAUCAGGAUUACUAUAGAACAAAAGAUGAAAAAGCAAAGGCAGGAGAAGAAGCAAGAGAAAAGGUGGCCCACCGGAGAGAGCGGUGUGAACAGUUGUUUCAUAUAAGCUUUACAGACGCGACAAUGAAGAUUCCAACCUUUGUGGUUAACGACGAUACCGAGCGUCUCUUUCGUAACCUCAUUGCCUAUGAACUAUAUGAGGAAGGUUCAACUUAUGUCAUUGAUUAUGUCACGUUGAUGGAUAACCUUAUCAACUCAAGCAAGGAUGUGCAAUUGCUUCGUUUCAGUGAAGUAAUCGAAAAUAUGUUGGGUGAUGAUGAAGCUGUUGCUAAAAUGAUUAACAAACUUCGUGACCAUGUUAUCUUAUGCGGUGAUACCUUUUAUUAUGAGGAGAUAUUUGUCGACGUGAAGAGGCAUUGCGCAAGACGUUGGAACACAUGGAAGGCGAAAUUAAGGCAUGAUUAUUUUAACAGUCCAUGGGCACUCAUCUCCUUUAUUGCUGCUCUUCUCGCUAUCCUUCUUACCAUCGGACAGUUUAUAACUGCACUCAUUCCUCUUGUAAAAUAAUGGAUUGCAGGCAGGCUUGAGGCUUGGUGGUUGUAAAAUAUGGUAAACUAAAGCUCAUGCGCUUCUUGCCUUUUA